Messenger RNA from Ananas comosus (pineapple), 5454 nucleotides. RefSeq names its product brefeldin A-inhibited guanine nucleotide-exchange protein 5. Gene Ontology annotation, biological process: regulation of ARF protein signal transduction. Gene Ontology annotation, molecular function: guanyl-nucleotide exchange factor activity. The transcript is spliced from 30 exons. The record is from RefSeq and is a predicted model, not a curated record. Gene Ontology annotation, cellular component: trans-Golgi network. NCBI's taxonomy places the organism in Eukaryota, Viridiplantae, Streptophyta, Magnoliopsida, Poales, Bromeliaceae. Bases 16 to 4884 code for a protein of 1622 amino acids.
UUAGUGCGUUAAUUGAUGAUUUCUUCUAUUCUUUUUCUAACUUUAUUUGUUCUAUUACAGAAACUUAUUGCUUAUGAUCAUUUAGAAGGUGAUCCUGGUUUGGAAGGUGGUAAAAAUUCUUCUUUAUUUACUGACAUUCUGAAUAUGGUCUGUGGUUGUGUUGAUAACUCUUCAUCUGACAGCACUAUCCUCCAAGUCUUGAAAGUGCUUCUUAACGCUGUGGCAUCCACAAAGUUCAGAGUGCAUGGUGAACCAUUGCUGGGGGUGAUUAGAGUAUGCUAUAACAUAGCUCUUAAUAGCAAGAGCCCUGUGAAUCAGGCUACCUCAAAGGCAAUGCUUACCCAGAUGAUCAGCAUAGUAUUUAGGCGAAUGGAAUCGGAUCAGGUGCCAGAAUCAUCUGGAAAUUUUAAAAAUAAUGCUGAUGUAACUUCGACUAGCAAUACAAAUUCAGAAAAUGGAGAAAUAUCUGACCAGGAUGAUCAAAAAAUUACUCUGGGUGAUGCUUUAUCCAUGACCCGUGUAAGUGAAGCAUCUCCAGCAUCUGUUGAGGAACUCCAAAAUCUGGCUGGUGGUGCCGAUAUCAAGGGUCUGGAAGCUGUUCUGGACAAGGCUGUCCAACUUGAGGAUGGCAAGAAAAUAUUGCGUGGGAUUGACCUUGAGAGCAUGAGUAUAGCGCAACAUGAUGCAUUGCUGCUGUUCCGCACUCUUUGCAAGAUGAGCAUGAAAGAAGAGACCGAUGAGGUUACUACAAAGACGAGACUUUUGUCUCUUGAGCUCUUGCAGAGUUUACUGGAAGGAGUGAGCCAUUCCUUCACCAAAAAUUUCCACUUCAUCGAUUCGGUUAAAGCAUAUCUUUGUUAUGCUCUUCUCCGUGCAUCUGUUUCUUCUUCCCCUGUUGUAUUCCAGUAUGCAACGGGAAUCUUCUCAGUUCUCUUGCUGCGAUUUAGGGAAAGUCUGAAGGGAGAAAUUGGUAUAUUCUUUCCCUUGAUAAUUUUGAGGUCUUUAGAUAGCUCGGAUAGUACCCUCAGCCAAAGAACAAGCGUUCUUCGGAUGCUCGAGAAAGUUUGUAGAGAUCCACAAAUGCUUGCAGAUAUAUUUGUUAAUUAUGACUGUGACCUUGAGGCGCCGAAUCUUUUCGAACGCAUGGUUAAUGCUCUGUCAAGAAUCGCUCAGGGAACUUUGAGUACAGAUCCUAACUCAGUUACUCAAGCUCAAGCUUCUUCAAUUAAGGGCUCCUCUCUUCAGUGUAUGGUAAGUGUCCUCAAGUCAGUGGUUGAUUGGGAGAAAGUUCGAAGAGAAUCUGCAAAGCAUGGGAGUAUUGUGCAGUCACUUGAAGAGGAGAUUUCAACCAAGGAGAACCUGAGAACAGAUGAAUCAAAGAACCGAGAAGAUGGAAUUAAUCAGUUUGAGAAGGCUAAAGCUCAUAAAUCUACUAUGGAAGCUGCAAUCUCAGAGUUCAAUCGGAAGCCAGUAAAGGGGGUAGAGUAUUUAUUAUCAAACAAAUUGGUUGAUAACACCCCAUCAUCUGUUGCCCAGUUUCUCAAGAGUACUCCUAGUUUGGAUAAGGUCAUGAUUGGUGAAUAUUUGGGACAGCACGAGGAGUUUCCCCUUGCUGUUAUGCAUACUUAUGUUGAUUCGAUGAAGUUCUUGGGCUUGAAGUUUGAUACUGCAAUUCGUGAGUUUCUCAAAGGAUUUCGCCUUCCUGGAGAAGCACAGAAGAUUGACCGUAUAAUGGAAAAGUUUGCUGAGCGAUACUGUGCUGAUAAUCCAGGACUUUUCAAGAAUGCAGAUACUGCAUAUGUUCUUGCCUAUGCUGUUAUAAUGUUGAAUACUGAUGCUCAUAAUCCAAUGGUCUGGCCUAAAAUGUCUAAAGCUGAUUUUGUACGUAUUAACUCAGUGAGUGAUGAAGAAGAAUGUGCCCCAAAGGAGCUAUUGGAGGAGAUAUAUGAUUCCAUUGUCAAGGAAGAAAUAAAGAUGAAGGAAAAUGUGACUGAUGCAGCAAAAAGCAGCAGACAGAGGUCGGAGACAGAAGAAAGAGGCCGUCUUGUCAAUAUUCUAAAUCUAGCCCUUCCCAGAAGGAAGUCAGCAAGUGACACUAAAGCAGAAAGUGAAAGAAUUAUCAAGCAAACGCAAGCUCUUUUUAAGAACCAAGGGGAGAAAAGGGGUGUCUUCUAUACAGCUGAGCAAGUUGAACUUGUCAGGCCCAUGCUUGAGGCUGUAGGUUGGCCUUUGCUUGCAACAUUUUCUGUUACUAUGGAAGAAGGUGAUAAUAAGCCCAGGGUUGUUCUUUGCAUGGAAGGAUUCAGAGCGGGUAUACAUAUCACACGAGUUCUUGGAAUGGACACGAUGCGUUAUGCUUUUCUGACAUCUUUAGUGCGAUUUACAUUUUUGCAUGCUCCAAAGGAGAUGAGAAGUAAAAAUGUGGAAGCAUUACGUGCCCUUCUUGUUCUAGCCGACAUGGAGACAGAUGCCUUACAAGAUACUUGGAAUGCUGUCUUAGAAUGUGUUUCAAGGCUAGAGUAUAUUACAUCAAAUUCUGCAAUUGCUGCAACUGUAAUGCAGGGUUCAAAUCAAAUAUCCAGGGAUUCAGUUCUUCAGUCUCUGAGAGAGCUCGCUGGGAAGCCGGCUGAGCAGGUGUUUGUAAACAGUGUAAAAUUACCGAGUGAUGCUAUUGUUGAGUUUUUCACGGCUCUAUGUGGUGUAUCGGCUGAAGAACUGAAGCAGACACCUGCUCGUGUCUUCAGCUUACAAAAGCUUGUUGAGAUAAGCUACUACAAUAUGGCUCGAAUCCGUUUGGUGUGGGCCAGAAUAUGGUCUGUCUUGGCUCAGCAUUUUAUCACUGCUGGGAGUCACCAUGAGGAAAAAGUUGCUAUGUAUGCCAUUGAUUCUUUGAGGCAGCUUGGUAUGAAAUAUUUGGAGCGUGCAGAACUCAACAACUUCACAUUCCAGAAUGACAUUUUGAAACCAUUUGUUAUUCUCAUGCGCAAUAGUCAGAGUGCCGAAAUUCGCAGCCUCAUUGUUGAUUGCAUUGUUCAGAUGAUUAAAUCAAAGGUAGGUAGCAUUAAAUCAGGUUGGCGAAGUGUGUUCAUGAUCUUCACUGCAGCUGCUGACGACGACUUGGAAUCAAUUGUUGAAAAUGCAUUUGAAAAUGUAGAGCAAGUUAUCCUGGAGCAUUUUGAUCAGGUUGUUGGUGAUUGCUUUAUGGAUUGUGUCAACUGUCUCAUUGGAUUUGCCAAUAAUAAGAGCUCCCCACGGAUUAGUUUGAAGGCUAUUGCUCUUCUUCGUAUAUGUGAAGAUCGCCUAGCAGAGGGCUUUGUGCCUGGUGGAGCCAUUAAACCGAUUGACAGUGGUUUGGAGAGUAACACUGAUGUCACCGAACAUUAUUGGUUUCCCAUGCUAGCGGGUUUAUCUGACUUAACUUUGGACUCAAGAUCAGAAGUUCGAAAUUGUGCGCUUGAGGUGCUAUUUGAUUUGCUGAAUGAGAGGGGUCACAAAUUCUCUUCAGCUUUUUGGGAAAGCAUUUUUCAUCGUGUGCUCUUUCCUAUAUUUGAUCAUGUCCGCCAUGCUGGGAGGGAUGGUUUUGUUUCUUCAGGAGAAGAUUGGCUUCGUGAGACUAGCAUCCAUUCACUUCAAUUGCUUUGCAACCUAUUCAAUACUUUUUACAAGGAGGUCUCUUUCAUGCUUCCACCGCUGCUGGGUUUACUUCUGGAUUGUGCUAAGAAGACAGAUCAAACAGUUGUUUCGAUCGCUCUUGGAGCUUUAGUACAUCUGAUAGAGGUUGGAGGACAUCAAUUUAGUGAUAAUGACUGGGAUACUUUGCUGAAGAGCAUUAGAGAUGCAUCAUACACGACUCAACCCCUAGAACUGCUCAAUUCCUUAGGGUUUGAGAACUCAAAGAACCAACAGGUGCUGUCGAAAGAUGCAGAUGCCAGUACACAUGAGAGCUUUUCAUACAAAGACACUCAUCAAGACAACAAAGGAAGAGGAAGAGCUUUUGGCGAUGACUACCAAGAAACAAAUCUCCAAACUAAUCUCGAGGAUUCUGAAGGCCUGCCAUCGCCAUCAGGUAGAGAGCAGAAAUCUGCUGAAGCUCCAGGUUUUCAGCGGAAUCAAACAUUUGGUCAAAGGUUUAUGGGAAAUAUGUUGGACAAUUUGUUGCUUAGAAAUCUUACUUCCAAAUCGAAGAGUCACUUGGAUGAUCUUGUUCCAUCUUCGCCUUUGAAGAUACCAGAGACCACUGACCCCGAUAAGAAUGAAGAUGAAGAGAGCUCUAUGAUGGAAACAGUUAGGGGUAAAUGCAUCACCCAGUUACGGCUGCUAGGUGCCAUUGACAGCAUACAGAUGAGAUACUGGAGCAAAUUGAAGGCUCCUCAGAAGAUUGCAAUAAUGGAUAUCUUGUUGUCACUCUUGGAAUUUGCAGCUUCGUAUAAUUCCUCCUCAAACCUGAGAACACGAAUGCACCAUAUACCUCCUCAAAGGCCACCUCCAAAUCUCCUCCGCCAAGAGAUAUCAGGAACUUCCAUUUAUCUAGAAAUCUUACACAAGUCAACUACAGUCAGUGGAUCCGGAAAUGAAGAAAAUCUCAAGAGCUUAGCAGAAGAGAAGUUGGUUUCUUUCUGUGGACAGAUUUUGAGAGAGGCUUCUGACCUCCAGCCUGUUACUGGGGAAGCUUCCAGUGCAGACAUUCAUCGUGUACUUGAUCUAAGAGCUCCUGUUAUUGUGAAGGUGCUUAAGGGAAUGUGCCGCAUGGAUGCUCAGAUAUUCAAGAAGAAUCUAAGAGCGUUUUAUCCGUUAAUUACAAAACUUGUUUGCUGUGAUCAGAUGGAUGUACGUGGUGCCCUUGGAGAUCUUUUCAGUACACAGCUCACUGCUCUUUUGCCAUGAUUCUCAGAAAAUUUUUGAUUUCAACUUUUCCAGAAAGUCUACCGCAUCAGCAUCGUUCUUUAGCACCGAUGUUUCAGGCACCGGUGAGAGAAAGCAGCGCAUCAGUUCUGAAAUAAUGAGGGUGAAAAAAACUUGUCAAGGCUCCAAACAUAAUUCUUCUCAGCGUUUUGAAGUGCAUUUGGCUUGAAAUGUGUUUUAGCCCCUGAUGGUUGGCACCAGUUCAUGUUGUUUCUUGAUGUUUUUGUCAUUUAAUUUUUUAUUUGAGUUAUGAUAGAUUAGGAAGAUGCUAGCAAGUUCACAAAAUUGAUAAGACUGCGAGUCACAGGACUACAUCCUGAUGCGUUCGAGAGCGGGAGAUGCUUAGCUUAUGUUGUUAUUUAAGAGAUUUCUGUACACAAAUUAUACCUGAGUCUUCAUUCUUAGAGGAGAAUAUUAGUCAAAUAGUGGUUUCCAAUAUCUCUGUAUUAAUGCAUGUAAGGAGAAUUUCGGACAUUUUACCUCUGAUAGAUCGCAUCUGAUGCUUUUGUUUUUGCAGGAAUGUUAUAAUUAAGUUGGAGCUCAUUUGGUUCA